GAUGACGACGCGAUGAUGAAUCUCCGAGCAGGGGCAGGGUUACAUGCGGCCGGGUGAGCUCGCGCAGUUACGCUAGAGCGAGUGAAGCAGCGGAGUGCAGCAGCUGAGGCGGCCGUUAGUGUGAGUCCUUUUUCCCCAUAAAUACCUGGAGAGGUCCUAACCUCCAACCGACAAUGACAGAUACAAAGCGUCUUGCUUACUCCGUUAUUCAGUUCCUCCACGACCAGCUUACGUCUGGGGGCUUGUCAUCAGAUGCUCAAGAAAGUUUAGAAGUUGCCAUCCAGUGUCUGGAGACUGCAUUUGGCAUCUCAACCGAGGACCAGAGUUUAGCAGUUUGUCAGACUUUGCCAGAAUUGUUUGCAGCAGCAACUGUCAAGGUAGCAGAUCCACCUCAGGUUAAAGUUACCUCAGCCAAUAGUUCCCCUACAGAGGAUCAGCUAGCAGAGGCAGAACAACUUAAAAGUGAUGGUAAUGACCAAAUGAAGGUGGAAAACUUCAGUGCAGCAGUGGACUUCUACUCAAAAGCCAUUCAGAUUAAUCCACAGAAUGCAGUUUACUAUUGCAACAGAGCUGCAGCUUACAGCAAACUCGGGAACUACGCUGGAGCAGUUCAAGAUUGUGAGCGUGCAAUCGGAAUUGAUCCAAACUACAGUAAAGCAUAUGGACGAAUGGGGUUGGCGCUUUCGAGUUUGAACAAACAUAACGAGGCUGUGGGCUACUACAAGAAAGCUCUGGAAUUGGACCCUGAGAACGAAACAUACAAAUCAAAUUUGAAAAUUGCUGAGCAGAAAAUGAAAGAAACGCCAAGCCCAACAGGAGGGAUGGGCGGUGUUGACCUCGCUGGUUUGCUCAGUAAUCCCGGUUUCAUGAGCAUGGCUUCUAACCUGAUGAAUAACCCACAAGUACAACAACUGGUGUCAGGAAUGAUGUCUGGAUCUUAUGGGCCUAUGGGUGGCACUGCAGCCCCGACCACAGGACCUCCAAACGACAUAUCGGGCCUUAUUCAAGCCGGCCAGCAGUUUGCACAGCAAAUGCAGCAGCAGAAUCCGGAGCUCAUCGAGCAAUUAAGGAGUCAAAUCCGGAGCCGGCCCCCGAGCGCAAGUAAUGAAGAGCAAUGACACUUGAAGUGGUAAAGAAUCAUCGUGAGGGACACAGAGAAGACCGGCUUGCUUUUUCUUUUUACCUUCUUUUUAAGAUCUAUCAUAUUUACAAGUCCAGGGACUAAACCAAUUUGACAUCACAAGGAGCGCAUGUGUGUCCAGCUGUCGUCCUCCCUGCAUUGCCUGUCUUUGAAGAAACCAAUGUAGCCAAAAUUUUGAGGUCGUAUCUGGCCACCUAGAUGCUAAAAAAGCCUGUAUGGAUGUACAGAAGCAUCACCCUGGUUUAUUAUCAUCAUUUCUGUGUAACUAAUACAUGAUCAUGGAUUGUCAUAAGUCACUGUUUUUCAUGGACUGGAUCAACACAGAGCGAUUUCCAGUAAUUCUGCAGUAACAAGCUGUCUUUGUGAGCAGAAGAGUUUGUAAAAGAUAUGUACACUGUUGAUAUGGAAAUUAAAUGUCAGAUUUCAAAUAGGA
Messenger RNA from Neoarius graeffei (lesser salmon catfish), 1574 nucleotides. RefSeq names its product small glutamine rich tetratricopeptide repeat co-chaperone alpha (gene sgta). The record is from RefSeq and is a predicted model, not a curated record. The coding region runs from base 174 to 1118 and encodes 314 amino acids. Gene Ontology annotation, cellular component: membrane; TRC complex. Gene Ontology annotation, biological process: post-translational protein targeting to endoplasmic reticulum membrane. The transcript has 12 exons. Gene Ontology annotation, molecular function: molecular adaptor activity; protein binding. NCBI's taxonomy places the organism in Eukaryota, Metazoa, Chordata, Actinopteri, Siluriformes, Ariidae.